Messenger RNA from Eucalyptus grandis, 1074 nucleotides. RefSeq names its product MDIS1-interacting receptor like kinase 2-like. Gene Ontology annotation, biological process: protein phosphorylation. The record is from RefSeq and is a predicted model, not a curated record. NCBI's taxonomy places the organism in Eukaryota, Viridiplantae, Streptophyta, Magnoliopsida, Myrtales, Myrtaceae. The coding region runs from base 1 to 1074 and encodes 357 amino acids. Gene Ontology annotation, molecular function: ATP binding; protein binding; protein kinase activity. The transcript is spliced from 3 exons.
AUGAGUUUCAAUAAGUUCUAUGGAGAAAUCUCAACAAACUGGGGAAGUUGCAUGCGUAUAAGUGAUCUAAGAAUUGCUGGAAAUAACAUCACUGGUAGCUUGCCUCCUGAGAUUGGAAACGCAACUCAACUAGGUGCAAUUGAUCUUUCCUUCAAUGGUUUAAUCGAUGCGAUUCCGAGAGAAUUUGGAAAUUUGACUUCUUUGGUGAAUUUGAAUCUAAGCAAGAACCAGCUUUUUGGCAAAAUAAGUCCAAAGAUUGUGUUGCUACCUGGUCUUCAAAAAUUGGAUUUGUCAAGGAAUAGAUUGAGCAUGUCUAUCCCGCAAACUAUUAGGCUUUCUUCAAAAUUAAUCCACUUGGAUUGCAUCAACAACCAAUUGAGGCAAGACAUUCCAAGGCAAUUAGGGAUGCUAACUCAUUUAUCCGAGCUAGACUUGAGUCGUAACUUGUUAAGCGAUGAGAUCUCAGCACAAUUCAACAAGCUGGAAAACCUAGCGAAAAUCAACCUUUCACACAAUAAUCUUUCUGGCCUUAUAUACGAGACUUUCAAGGAUAUGCAAGGUUUGAUGGAGGUGGACAUCUCUCACAACAAGUUUGAGGGUCUCAUCCCCAACACCACAGCAUUCCAAAAUGAAACAAAAGAAGCGUUUGAAGGCAACAACGGAUUGUGUGGAAAUAUUGGAGGACUGGAGCCAUAUAUUUCUAGUAACAACAUUCUGCUUGAUUCCGAGUACAAGGCGCAUGUUUUUGAUUUUGGCACGGCUAAGCUUCUUAAGUUGGAUACAUCAAACUGGAUUGCAGUCAUCAGCACUUAUGGUUAUGUAGCUCCAGAGAUUGCUUACACAAUAAAGGUGAUGGAGAAAUGUGAUGUGUAUAGCUUCGGAAUGGUGGCCAUCGAGGUGAUCAGAGGAAGAUAUCCAGGUGUUAGCAUUUCAUCUCUAUUAGCUCCAGUCGGCAUGGAGAUCUCAGUUGCUUUUAGGAAUAUAUUGGAUUCACGCCUGCCAACGCCCACGUCAGGCAUUGAGGAUAAACUUGCUGACCAUCUUCAAGCUUGCAGUCGCUUGCUUAUCUACUAA